UUCCAGACCCUCUGGGCAAUUUCGCAAUCUUUAUUUGAUAGAAGAUUAGCGAUAACUGAUUCUUCCGCUUCUUCAACUUCUUCAUUUUUGGAAGAAUUUGAAGACGACUUUAAUUUUGCAAUAAUGGAAGAAGACAACAAAAAAGAGGAAAAUGAGAGAAUUAGGAAGAAAACGAAGAAACGAAAAAAUAAAAGGGAAGGGGAAGAAGAGAAAAAUUCUUCAUCGUCUUCAUCCUCUUCCAGAGAGUCUUCUCUUGAAAGAGAAGAAGAUGGGAAGAAGCCUUCUUUAAAAAUAGACAGUAAUUUAUUACACACAGACACUAUGCCUAAAAUAACAACUGAAGAAUUGGGGAAGAGAGAGGAUGAGAUGAAAGAAGAAUCUGAAGAGAAGAUUGCAACUCCAGAAUCGCCCCCAAUACAAAUAGAAACUAUUGGUGUAAGAAUGGAACGAAGGCAACAACAAGUUUUUGGAAAUGGACAACAACCCCAACAACUUCCUCCACCCCCACCACCCUUUUUUAUGUUUAAACCUGCAGAGGUUGAAGAGGAAGAGGAGGAAGAUGAAAAUCAACCACCACUCUUUGGACGUUUAGAUGCUAUAGCUGAGGAAGAUAGCGACGAAUUAAGAAGUGCCUCAUCCAGUCGUGCCUCAACUGCUCGUUUCCAUUUAAGGCCCAGUGUUUCCCCUGAAAUUAAAGAGGAACUAAAGAAGGAAGAGGAUAUUGAGGAAGAUAAUCUUCCAAAAAUGCCUUUUAAAUUUUUAUUUGAAAGACAACAAAGUGCUGGAGGUUCUAGUCAAAGUUCGGUUGCUAAAGUUGUUGAAUUGGAUAAUUCUGAAGACGAGGAAGACAAAGAAAAAAUUAGUCCAAAAGUGCCUCGACUUGAUUUGGAAGGUGUCAGUUUAGAAAAUAGUGAAGCAGAAGAAGACACCGAACAAACAGCACGUGACGGUAUUACUCCAAUCUCUGAUACCGAUACAAUUAUAAUUAAUGAAGAAGAAGGGGAAGAAAAAAAUAAAAAAGUUACUUUUGAAGAUGAAAAAGAAAAAAUAUUUGAAACUAAAAAAGCUUUGGAAGUGGAAGAUGAAGUAAAGCGGGAAGAGGAAAAGAAAAUGUAUUCAACAGCAGCUAUGCUUUUCCAACAUCCCUCUGAUGCGGAUAGAGAUCAAGGGGAACUUUUCGCAUCAUUAGCUGACCAACACAUUCCUAUGCCUCCACCAAUGGAGGAUGGCCGCCUUUCAUCUCCAUCAAUGUCAAUUAACCUUGACCGAAGCCGUGAAUCACUUGAUCAUUCAAUUUGUUCAAUUCCCACAAAAGAAACUGAAAAUAUUUCUCAAGAAUUUUAUUCUUCUUUACCUUCUCCAAUAUUGUCUUCAUCCACUUUAGUUGGGUUAACUAACGGUGGUACUAAAAAUAUUAUUGAGAGAGAUUUUGAUUCAACUCAACGAAAUGGUGCUAAUGGGAUGUUAACUACUGGAAUUGGUGAUAUAAUGUCUAAGAAACAAUCAGAAAAAGCCUCAUCAACAUCUUCCUCAUCGCCAGCAUAUAUUCAAAAAGCUUACGGGGAGGAAGAAGAAGAGCCAAUGCCUUUACCUCCCCCACCCCCAUCUACUACUACUUCUAAUGGCUUAACUAAUAAAUUAACUACUACAAAUCUUCCUCUGAAUGGAUCUUCUUUCCCCGUUUCUUUAAGACAAGAAGAACCUCCUCCACCUCCACUACCAACACUUCCACCAGUUUCUUCACCCGAAUCAGUAUUGCCUUUGUGGGGUAGAAAUGAAAGAUUAACAAGUUAUUUGCAUGGUUAUGGGGCAACUUUGCCAAAAAAUUUUGAGACUGAAAAAGAAUCUAUUGAACGUAGAAAACGUCAAGAAGGAGCUGCGGUUGAAGGAGAAGGGAAGGAGAAUGGAAUUAUUAAUAAUUAUGUCCCUCCACCUUCUUAUAGAUGGAUUGAAUCUGAACGGAAAAAAAUGGAAGAAAGGCAGAAGGAAGAAGAUAGAGCCUGGACUAUUCAUCCAAUAGCCUUAAAGGAACGUCCAUCUUCCAGAAGCACUCAAGAAGACAAAAGAAGGCCAACAGCCAAUGGCGAAAGAAAUAUUCCAAUUAAAAUACAUCCAGAUACCUACAAGCCUUUCUCGGCGAGUAAUGAUUGGUUCCAUUCACCAUUUUAUGAUAGUUUAUGGCCUCAGAGAAGUGGUUUUGGUGGAUUUCAACGUGAGAAUAAUUUUUAUAAAAAUUAGG
Molecule: messenger RNA, 2239 nt
Organism: Meloidogyne enterolobii
Lineage: Eukaryota; Metazoa; Nematoda; Chromadorea; Rhabditida; Meloidogynidae
Source: the annotation of a GenBank genome assembly